This is a messenger RNA of Triticum urartu, 2892 nucleotides long. NCBI's taxonomy places the organism in Eukaryota, Viridiplantae, Streptophyta, Magnoliopsida, Poales, Poaceae. The record is from RefSeq and is a predicted model, not a curated record.
AUGUACGGUGACAGACGCACCCGCGAGUACAUUAAGGGCGUGCAUGAGUUUCUCGAUGCGGCUGAGGCAAACAAGCAGAAUGGUUUUAUGUGUUGUCCAUGCACUGAAUGUGGGAAUACGAGGUCUUACUCUAACUGGAAAAUCCUUCACUCCCACCUGCUUUACAAGGGUUUCAUGCCACACUAUAAUGUUUGGACGAGGCACGGAGAAAUAGGGGUUAUGAUGGAAGACGGCGAAGAAGAAGAGUACGAUGACAACUAUGAACCAGACGAUGUGCCCAAUGAUGCUGCCACGGGUGAAGCUGCUGAAGAUAAAGAGGAACCAGACGAUGUGCCCGAUGAUGAUGAUCUCCGCCGGGUCAUUGUCGAUGCAAGGACGCAAUGCAUUAGUCAAAAGGAGAAGCUGAAGUUCGAUCGCAUGUUAGAGGAUCACAAAAAAGGGUUAUACCCCAAUUGCGAAGAUGGCAACACAAAGCUCGGUACCGUACUGGAAUUGCUGCAGUGGAAGGCAGAGAAUGCCGUGGCUGACAAAGGAUUUGAGAAGCUACUGAAAAUAUUGAAGAAGAAGCUUCCAAACGAUAACGAAUUGCCCGACAGUACAUACGCAGCAAAGAAGGUCGUAUGCCCUCUAGGAUUGGAGGUGGAGAAGAUACAUGCAUGCCCUAAUGACUGCAUCCUCUACCGCGGUGCCUACAAGGAUCUGAACGAAUGCCCGGUAUGCGGUGCGUUGCGGUAUAAGAUCAGACGAGAUGACCCUGGUGAUGUUGACGACGAGCCCCUCAGGAAGAGGGUUCCUGCGAAGGUGAUGUGGUAUGCUCCUAUAAUACCACGGUUGAAACGUCUGUUCAGAAACGAAGAGCAUGCCAAGUUGAUGCGAUGGCACAGUGAGAACCGAAAGAAAGAUGGGAAGUUGAGAGCACCCGCUAACGGGUCGCAGUGGAGAAAAAUCGAGAGAAAGUACUGGGAUGAGUUUGCAAAGGACCCAAGGAAUGUAUGGUUUGCUUUAAGCGCGGAUGGCAUUAAUCCUUUCGGGGAGCAGAGCAGCAAUCACAGCACCUGGCCCGUGACUCUAUGUAUGUAUAACCUUCCUCCUUGGAUGUGCAUGAAGCGGAAGUUCAUUAUGAUGCCAGUUCUCAUCCAAGGCCCUAAGCAACCCGGCAACGAAAUUGAUGUGUACCUAAGGCCAUUAGUUGAAGAACUUUUACAGCUGUGGAAUGGAAACGGUGUACGUACGUGGGAUGAGCACAGACAGGAGGAAUUUAACCUUAAGGCGUUGCUGUUCGUGACCAUCAACGAUUGGCCCGCUCUCAGUAACCUUUCAGGACAGACAAACAAAGGAUACCACGCAUGCACGCACUGUUUAGAUGACACUGAAAGUAUAUACCUGGAAAAAUGCAGGAAAAAUGUGUACCUGGGCCAUUGUCGAUUUCUUCCGACCAACCAUCAAUGUCGAAAGAAAGGCAAGCAUUUCAAAGGCGAGGCAGAUCACCGGAAGAAGCCCGCCAUGCGCACCGGUGAUCACGUGCUUGCUAUGGUCAAUGAUUUACACUACGUAAUCUUUGGAAAGGGUCCCGGUGGACUAGCUGUUCCGAAUGACGCUGAGGGACACGCACCCAUGUGGAAGAAAAAAUCUAUAUUUUGGGACCUACCCUAUUGGAAAGACCUAGAGGUCCGCUCCUCAAUCACAGACGGCAUGCCUCCGAAGCAGUAUAAAGGUCCUGCCAGCUACGCUCUUACGAAAGAAGAGAAAGAAAUCUUCUUUGAAUGCCUGCUCAGUAUGAAGGUCACGACUGGCUUCUCGUCGAAUAUAAAGGGAAUAAUAAAUAUGCCAGAGAAAAAGUUUCAGAACCUAAAGUCUCAUGACUGCCACGUGAUUAUGACGCAACUGCUUCCGUUUGCAUUGAGGGGGCUUCUACCGGAAAACAAAUAUAUCCGUAACCGCGCUAGGCCAGAAGGAAGCAUCUCCAUGGGCCAUCAAACAGAGGAUGUUAUCGGGUUUUGUGUAGACUUCAUUCCUGGCCUUAACAAGAUAGGUCUCCCUAAAUCGCGGUAUGAGGGGACACUGACUGGAAAAGGCACUCUUGGAAGAGACUCAAUAAUAUGCAGGGACGGAUAUUCUUGGUCUCAAGCACACUACACAGUUCUACAGAACUCUACCUUGGUGACCCCGUAUGUCGAUGAACACAAGAACAGUCUGCGCUCCAAACACUCGGAGCAGUGCGACGACUGGAUUACAUGUGAACACAUCACGACUUUCAGCAGUUGGAUGGAAACACGUCUCAGAGGUGACAACACUGUUUGUGAUGAGUUGUACUUGUUAUCCAGGGGACCAUCUUUGACUGUAUUGACUUACAAAGGAUACGAGAUAAAUGGGAAUACAUUUUACACGAUCGCCCAAGAUCAAAAGAGCACCAACCAAAACAGCGGUGUCCGCUUUGAUGCAGCAACCGAGAGCGGAAAGGACACAUAUUAUGGUUACAUAGUGGACAUAUGGGAACUUGACUACGGACCUGAUUUUAAGGUCCCUUUGUUUAAGUGCAAAUGGGUCAAUCUGUUAGGCGGCGAGGUACAGGUAGACCCACAGUACGGAAUGACAACAGUGGAUCUGAAAAAUCUUGGGUACACUGACGAACCGUUCGUCCUAGCCAAUGAUGUGGCACAGGUUAUCUAUGUGAAGGACAUGUCUAACAAACCGAGAAAAGGAAAAGAUAAGGAAGCGAAUACAUCAUACGAUGAGCCAAAGCGCCACAUAGUUCUUUCAGGAAAAAGGGACAUCCUGGGAGUGGACGGCAAGACAGACAUGUCUGAAGAUUAUGAAAAGUUUCAUGAAAUUCCUCCCUUCAAUGUCAAGGCUGACCCAAGCAUCCUGAUAAACAAUGAAGAUUAUCCAUGG